Symbiodinium sp. CCMP2456 is the source of this 1222-nucleotide messenger RNA. NCBI's taxonomy places the organism in Eukaryota, Dinophyceae, Suessiales, Symbiodiniaceae. The record is from the annotation of a GenBank genome assembly.
GAACGACUAUGGGGAGCUCAUAGAACCUCUGUCCUCAUCGGAGUGCCCACACUCGAUCAAGCUGGAAUGGGACGAGCCGUGCAGCCAGGGUGCGCCCAUCAUCGGCUACAGAAUCCAGUACAGCCUGGAUCCUUCAGACGAAGGGGCGUCGGAGACCAUCACAUCGCUGCACAGGCGGACGAACCUGGUCGUCUCCGACCUGAAACCCAGCCACCUGUACUUCUUCCGGGUGCAAGCGCUCAAUGAGGUUGGUUGCUCAGAGUGGACAACCUGGUCCGACGGAAUCGCGACCAAGGUGGUGGGUCCGGAAGUUCCCGACGCACCCACGCUGGUUCAGGCGAAGCCACGAGAUUUGACGAUCACCUGGUCCGAGCCGCACACCUGCGGUUUCAGGCUGAUCGGCUACGACGUCAAGGUCUCCCGCGAGGAUCCAUCGAUGAAGGAGGCCCUGAUCUUGCCCGGAGACGAGCUCGUGGUGCGCACGCACCAGCUCCAGUUGAGCGACUUGGAGCCUUUGCACGACUACUACUUCCAGGUCCGGGCCGUUGCCAACACCGGAACUUCCGGCUGGAGUGAGGUGUCUGGGCCUUUCAAGACCUGCAUGUCGGCGCCGGAGCCCUGCACGGAACUGCAAGUCACUGCAAAUCAGCUGCGACAGGUUGGCCUCAGCUUCCAGACGCCGGACACCCAUCGGCUGCCCAUCCAAAACUUCAUGGUGCGAUGGUUGGAGAAGGGCGAGGACUACCUUCUUCCGGAAGAGCUUGGGCGCUAUGAGGUGCCCAUGGAGCCUGAGAUGAUGGACAUCGGCACAUCUGUAAGCUGCACAGUGCCCGGGAUUCCUCCAGGCUUGCGGCUCUUCUUUCAGGUUGCCGCCGUUACGGAGGCUGGCAUUGGGCCUUUCUCGAAUUCCACGGAAGAGGUGAAGUGCUACCCAGACAAGCCCGGCGAGCCUCAAGCGCCUUCUUGCAAGGAGAGGACAAAGACAACUUUCAUCUUGGAGGUGGAGGACAAGGCGGAGAACCAUGGCAGCAUCGUCUUCAGGUACGAGCUGCGCUACGAUUUCGAUCCGCAGAUGCUCAAUCCGGUCCGCCGUGAGAACUAUCCUCAUGAGCCAGGCCCGGCGCUCAACAGCUUCUCGAGAAUGCAUGGACAGAGUCCGAACAAAGCCCUCCGCGCUGUCCAGAGGCUUAUUUGUAUCUCCACCAACUUGGACAGGGUCUAA